AUGCGCCAGUGCCUUCAGGAGGCUCUCCUCACUGUUAACCGGGACAUCCUCAUAUCCAUUAAUGGUCACGACAUCUAGCUCCUCCUGCACCCCAAAGUGAAAAAGGACGAGUUUUGAGUGAGGAGAGAGAGAGAGAGAGAGAGAGAGAGAGAGAGAGAGAGAGAGAGAGAGAGAGAGAGAGAGAGAGAGAGAGAGAGAGAGAGAGAGAGAGAGAGAAUUACUCUCUUUUCAUCGCAGGUACCCUCCUCCAUGAGGUAAGGGUAGUCGUCCUCGGUGUGGAGGCCGCCAUUGGAGACGAUGAAGGAGAAGGCGUUGUCCAUGAGGCCACCGCUGCAUCCGCUGUUGAGCGAGUCACAAUCAACGAGCUCCUGCUCCGAUAGCGUCGUCAAGUUCCCGGUAACGAUCUGGUUAAUUCCCUCCACAGCGGCCACCGUGGAGAAAGCCCAGCAGCUGCCUGAGCACCCAUAAUCACCAACCAUUAAGAUCUUCCUGUUAUUUUAAGUUAGUAAUAUAAAAUAACAGGAGAAAACCUACGUUUAAUGAUCUUGCACUAUUUAUUAACUCUACUGAAACUUGGUUCUAAUUGAACUAAGCCUGUGAAAUCGUUCGAACUCUUACCGCAUGCGCCCUGGUUUUUCACACGAGUGACAGCCCCCUUCUUUCUCCAGUCCACUGCCUUGGGCAGGGACUGAACGGCAGCAUACCGGAAGGAUCCCUCGCCGGAGGAGGAGGCCCUCCUCUCCCUCGCCGCAUUGACCUUCACCCCGAGGUACAUGGCCUUGAACUCGUCGUGACUCAGGUCGGCAAAUUCGUUGAGCCCCAGCCAGUAACUCGCCCUCCUCCUAUUGGUCUGGUCAAUAUGGAGCAGGUUUCCCUUGAACACCUGGAACCUCCGCAGCUUCUCCUCCAAGCUCUCGUAGACCCGGCCGUGUUUAGACAUCCAUGACUCGAAAAGCUCGAGCAGUCUGUCAUGGGAGGCGAGGUCCUCCUCCGAAUAG
Messenger RNA from Spirodela intermedia, 998 nucleotides. Lineage: Eukaryota; Viridiplantae; Streptophyta; Magnoliopsida; Alismatales; Araceae. The record is from the annotation of a GenBank genome assembly.